GAUGACCCGAAGUGAAAGAAACACAACAUGACAUCAGGCAGAGGCGUCACGUUAACAGAGAAAUUUACACAAAAUCCAAAAGAAGGAAUAGAUAACCCAGCGAUGGUCUUCACAGACUGCACAGACUCCGUGUCGACACCCAGGCCUCGCCUGUGUGUUUUGAAACGAGAAGACGGGGAGGCUUUUGGCUUUAACCUGCGGGUGGAGAGAGACUGCAAUGGACACGUGAUCAGAAAUGUGGUGUCAGGAGGCAUAGCGGAGCGCAGUGGUCUUCGGGAUGGAGACAGACUUCUGGAGGUCAACAACUGCUACAUUGAUGAUGUUCCUCACCCUGAGGUGUCUAGAAAGAUAAAGCUUAGUGGACACCAGUUGUGCUUGUUAGUGCUAGAUGGAGAGGAGUAUGAGCAGACUGUGUCACAAGGCCAAAACCUCCAAACUCUGGUCAAAGCCCACAAGGAAGAAGGCUGCAAACCACCUAGGCUCUGCCACAUCACCAAGGAUUCUGCCUCAGGUCUGGGUAUCAGCUUUACACCCCUGGAAGGAGAGAGAGGUCGUUUCUCUGUGAGCCUGGUGAAAGGAGGCGCAGCUGAAAAGGCGGGGGUGUGUAAGGGAGAUCACUUGGUGUGGAUGAAUGGAGCAAUGGUGUCCCAUCUCACACAUGCUGCACUCUCCCGAAUGAUGAAAAAGUGUGGCAAUGCUAUCACCAUCCUGGUGAUAGACAGUGAGAGUGAGAAGAUCUACAUGCAAAAGACAAUGCCCAUUCUGCCUGCCAUGGCCGUCUCACACAAGCUGCCUUUUAAAGCCAGAAAGCUCCAUUUGAUACCUGGACCUUCGGGGUACGGCUUUCUCCUUCGGCUAGAGAAAACACCAUCAGGAAACACAUAUCAUGUUCUGCGUGAGGUGGACAAAGGCAGUCCUGCAGAGAAGGGAGGAAUGAAGGAUGGAGAGCUCUUGCUGGAGGUCAAUGGAGAGUCAGUGGAGUCACUGCAGCAUGAUGACAUUGUGGACAGAGUGCGACUGAGUAGAACGCAGGUCUCCCUCACCACCAUCACUCCCUCGGGGCUAGACUUUUACACCAAGCUGGGUCUUUCUCCUCUUCUGUUUUGUGAGGAUGAUGCAGCUGAGGAAGAGAAGGAUGAAAAUGUACCAGCAUCUGCAGAAGUUCAGUUAUCGUCAAAGAAAAACAGUGACUCAUGCAGUCCAAGACUUUGUACAGUCCAAAAAGGUCCCCUGGGGUUUGGCUUUGAUCUAGACCAUGUCCCACAGAGACCCGGCAUUUCGAUCAGUCAGGUAGCUUCUGGUGGUUCUGCAGAGAAAGCUGGACUUGUUGUGGGGGAUGUAGUUUUGGAAGUCAAUGGGCAAAAUGUGGAGAAGAAACAAUUGGAAGAUGUGAUGAAGCUGGUGGAAAAAGAGAAGAGUAUUCUUUCUUUAUUGAUCAAGGAUCAGACAAGCUACAACAAAAUGACAACAGCUGAUGUUUCAACUUCUGAUGUCACCAGCAAAGAGGAAGAAGAUGAUUAUGAGAUAUCUGUUUUAUAA
Nematolebias whitei (Rio pearlfish) is the source of this 1539-nucleotide messenger RNA. RefSeq names its product PDZ domain containing 3b (gene nherf4b). The record is from RefSeq and is a predicted model, not a curated record. NCBI's taxonomy places the organism in Eukaryota, Metazoa, Chordata, Actinopteri, Cyprinodontiformes, Rivulidae. The transcript has 11 exons. Gene Ontology annotation, cellular component: apical plasma membrane. Gene Ontology annotation, biological process: protein localization to plasma membrane. Bases 28 to 1539 code for a protein of 503 amino acids. Gene Ontology annotation, molecular function: protein-membrane adaptor activity; signaling receptor binding.